AUGGCUGACUGCCAAGACUCCCAAACCCCCGCUGUCCCCUCAAGAUGUCCCUCACCAGCACCGACGCUCAUCCACGAGACAAAAGAAGGCCCUGCAGUAAACGCGUACUCACCAGCGCGUCGGUAUACCUUGCUUGUCAUAUUCUGCUUGGCGCAGUUUCUCGAUACCUUCAACGUUACUUCGCUUUACUCCGCAAUACCUGCAAUGGCGAAGUCAAUGGAAAUUGCGGAAGGGGAGUCGACGUGGAUCAUCAGCGCAUGCCAACUCACCUUUGCGUCGUUCCUCCUCAUUAGCGGACGGAUCAGCGACGUCUACAACCCUAAAUUCGCAUUCAUCGGCGGUGUCUUCGUCCUUGCCAUCUUCUCUCUGGGCUCCGGAUUCGUCUCGAGCAAAAUCCCGCUCUUCGUCCUCCGAGCACUGACUGGCGUAGCCGCUGCGAUGGCUAUCCCCUCCGCGGUGACCCUGCUCGUCGGCAUCUUCCCAGAGCCUAACGAACAAUCUCGUGCUCUUGGCGUGUCUGGCGGCUGCGGCGCGGUCGGAAUCGUCCUCGGGCUCGUGAUCGGCGCCAUCUUCGUGCAAUAUGCCUCGUGGCCAUGGGUGUUCUGGUUCGUAGCCAUCGUCUGCGUCCCGAUCGUUGGGUUGUCAGUCUUCCUGAUACCCAAGCAAGAGCCUAAGGAGGUCAAGGGUGGAGGAGCGAAAUGGAAGAGCUUGGAUUUAUUCGGCGUUACUACCCUCACAGUCGCCCUCAUCCUCUUCAUUUUCGCAGUCACUUCUGCCGCAACCACCGGCUGGGGCUCGAGUCGCGUCAUUGCUUCACUCAUUAUCUCCGUGUUCAUGAUUGCCGGCUUCUUCUACUAUGAAACUCGAAUUCCGGCCGACCGGGCAGCGAUCCCACCUAGGACAUGGUUCCUCCCGAACUUCUCCGUCCUGUUCGGGACCGCUCUUUUCCCUUUCUUCUGGCUCCCAAUCGGCGUCAGCUCCUUCCCUGUCAGCUUGACGGGCCCGCUCUCGCACAAGAUUAACCCGAAGUGGCUCCUCCUCUUCGGCGAGGCCCUCUGCAUAGUCUCGACGAUUCUCUUGGCGUUCGCCGACCGCCCAACGCGCUACUGGCCGUACAUGUUCCCCGGCUUCAUCCUCGGCUCAGCAGGUGCUAUGUUCGUCUACACGCACACCAACAUUGCGAUCUUCCGCACGACCCCGGCCUCGAUGGCCGGUACCGUCGGGGCGAUCGUCAACUGCGCCCUGCAGCUCGGCUCUGCAGUCGGUAUCUCCACAGUUGGCUCCAUCGAGUCGAGUAUCGAGGAAAAGCACGCUGGGUACGCCGGCCGCGCGGCAUCGUUCUGGUUCCUCCUUGGGAUCGGCGCGCUACAGUUUAUCGCGAUGUUAGUAUUUUAUCGUAUAAGCAAAGAGAACGCAAAGUAG
Molecule: messenger RNA, 1422 nt
Organism: Dichomitus squalens LYAD-421 SS1
Lineage: Eukaryota; Fungi; Basidiomycota; Agaricomycetes; Polyporales; Polyporaceae
Product: MFS general substrate transporter
Exons: 7
Coding region: 1-1422 (473 amino acids)
Biological process (GO): transmembrane transport
Cellular component (GO): membrane
Molecular function (GO): transmembrane transporter activity
Source: RefSeq, a predicted model, not a curated record